CCUGGCUUAUAAAUCCCAGCAGGACGCUGAAACCCUCAGGUAGAUGAUGUGAGGGGUUACUGGUAAUAGGUGUGUGGAUGGGGCUUAGCUCGUAGCGGGGUUUCUGGAAACUGUGUUUGCGGGAGUUUAAAUUGUGUGCUAGUAUUUUUUAAUCUGGUUAUUUAGGUUUUCGACCCUGCAGAGAUGGCGGAUUGGAAGGUACCGGUGAGCUACAACUACAGUCCGUCAUACCAUGCUUAUGCGUACGGGUUGAUGUAUCCGCAAGCACCUGAGCAAACCCACGCUAACAUGAACUGGGCCGAGGCCGCUUAUGGCUCUUCUGUAGGGGUGACGGGAGGAUACUACACCGCUCAGCCGCCGUCUUCUCAAACUCCUCCCGGGAGUCCGGAAUACAACAACCCGAGCUCUGAAGGUCCUUACCCGGGCUCGAUGGUUUACUACACUGACUCGAAGGCGCACGCGCAGACCGGUCGCCUUUUCCUCUCACACAACCGGGUUGAGUUUGACCAAACGAGUAAGGAGCAGGAGCGAGCAGGCAGUGACACACCGAGCGACUCCGAGGCCCAUACACCAGAUUCUUGGAGUUCGGGUAGCAGUCGUGAAGGCAGUGCAGCUCAGGUGGAUGUAGAUCUCCCUGACUGGGCUAAAAAAGAGGGCGCAAACAAGCCCGACAGCGGCAGUCCCGAUGGUAGCGAGGUUGUGUCCAGCUCUCUGUCAGCGGCCUCAGAAGGCCCGAAUUGUAUGAAUGUGGAUGGAGAUUAUGAAGUACCAGCGUUGUCCGCAUCAGCUCCGUCCUCUGAUCCGGUGGCGGCGCAGCAGCCGCGCAAGGCCAAAGCUCGCACCGCUUUCUCUGAGAAACAGAUGAGCGCGUUAAACGACCGCUUCAACGUGCAGAGAUACCUCACCCCUGCCGAGAUGAAGACUCUAGCAGGACUCACCGGGCUCACUUACAAACAGGUGAAAACCUGGUUUCAAAAUCGCAGAAUGAAACUAAAGAGGCACCAGAAAGAUAACAGCUGGGUGUCCGAGAGGUACAUCACUGCUGGGAUUCCUACCACACAGACUACACAUUCUCAGUUCCAGGUAGAUGCACCAAUACUGAGCCAAGACCUUUACAAUACAUCCCAGUUUAGAGAUGUGGUAUUCAAGAGCAGCCCUCCACAGACUCCCUCCUGUUACCUUAACUACUCUCGGCCCCUGUCCCCUUCCCAGGUCUCACCUAGGCCUCAGGGAAGUUGGCGUCUGCCCCCAGCUGUGCAGCACUAUGAAUUCCUCAAUCCUUCCAGCUAUGUGCCAGUUGGUGGGAAUGCUGGUACUGGUGAUGUUGGCACUGUUGAUCCAGGCAGCAGCCCUACGCAGAUGGCCACAGUGCACAAUGCCACACAGUGGUCAUCGUGAUCAACUGCACUUGGCUGCCUGUGGUUUUGUGAGAUUGUGUGUAAAUAGUUUGCUUUUGAUUAUAGCCCAGGCUUUAUGGGGGUUUAUCCACUCAUGAGGGGCCCAGGUCUGAUGGAAUUUGAUUUUCUUUGCUCUCUUUAUUGAGUGUUUGAGCAGGAUUGUUUGUGAACCUUGACCCUCCAAGACUGGAAUGGGGAAACCCUUUUGUAGACUCGGUGAAUAACUUUGCUGUAAGGAGCUGUUAGAUUUUAAAAUUUGCUUCAAACGGUCAUGUACAAAUCUGUAAAUGCUUUGAGCAUGGAAAUUUUUUGUCUUUUACUUUUAUAUGGAAGAUCUAUUUUUAUAACUUCAAUGAACCUUCCAGAGUAUUUAAUGUCUUAUCAGGAAUUCUUGUUCUUUUUAAUCCCUUCAAUGCUAAAGUUGUUCUUUAGCCCCUGUCUUUCAAACUGUGCUUUCAGAACCACUCUUGCCUAUACUA
Molecule: messenger RNA, 1876 nt
Organism: Hemibagrus wyckioides
Lineage: Eukaryota; Metazoa; Chordata; Actinopteri; Siluriformes; Bagridae
Gene: nanog
Product: nanog homeobox
Exons: 4
Coding region: 184-1398 (404 amino acids)
Biological process (GO): regulation of transcription by RNA polymerase II
Molecular function (GO): RNA polymerase II cis-regulatory region sequence-specific DNA binding; DNA-binding transcription factor activity, RNA polymerase II-specific
Source: RefSeq, a predicted model, not a curated record